AGAACAAACUCCAAAUCUUACUAUGCGCAGGGCGAUGUCUUAGAAGCCUGUAACAAUCCUCACAAUUUGCUGGGGAAGCUACAAAACCACAUAAAACUUUUCCUGGAAAGCCAUAAGAAAGAAAACAGAGGAAAAUUUAGGAAGAAAGAGAAGGAAAGAAAGGUGUAUCUGGAAGGUGGAAUCUUCACGGGCCACUCAAGCUUUUCCAGUUCAAAAGAGAUUUUUCCUUCUUUCUUUCGGGUUGGAGUUGGGUCCGGGUUAUCCAACAUUCGGGUCCCGAAAGCAUGUCAAUACAGUCAAGCACUGGGUCAGGGGAUCACAGCAUCAGAGGAAUACCAACUCAUGGUGGACGCUAUGUUCAGUACAACGUCUAUGGUAACCUCUUCGAAGUUUCCAGAAAGUACGUCCCUCCUAUCCGCCCCGUUGGCCGCGGCGCUUAUGGUAUCGUCUGUGCUGCUAUGAAUUCGGAGACACGGGAGGAGGUUGCUAUCAAGAAAAUUGGUAAUGCAUUUGACAACAGGAUUGAUGCCAAAAGGACAUUGCGAGAGAUCAAGCUUCUUCGUCACAUGGAUCAUGAGAAUGUGAUUGCCAUGAAAGACAUCAUUCGGCCUCCACAGAGGGAGAACUUUAAUGAUGUCUACAUCGUUUAUGAACUGAUGGACACUGAUCUUCAUCAAAUCAUACGAUCCAACCAAGCAUUGACCAAUGAUCAUUGUCGGUACUUUCUAUAUCAGGUUUUACGAGGGCUCAAAUAUGUACAUUCAGCAAAUGUUUUGCAUCGUGAUUUGAAGCCCAGCAAUUUGCUUCUGAAUGCAAAUUGUGACCUUAAAAUUGGAGAUUUUGGGCUUGCAAGGACAACAUCCGAAACUGAUUUUAUGACAGAAUAUGUAGUUACUCGUUGGUAUCGGGCACCAGAAUUGCUUCUGAAUUGUUCUGAGUACACUGCUGCAAUUGAUAUUUGGUCGGUGGGUUGCAUACUUGGUGAAAUCAUGACUAGACAACCUCUCUUCCCUGGCAGAGACUAUGUGCAUCAGCUGAGGCUUAUCACAGAGCUUAUAGGUUCACCAGAUGAUUCCAGUCUUGGGUUCCUUCGAAGUGACAAUGCCAGAAGAUAUGUUAGGCAGCUUCCACAAUACCCAAGGCAAAAUUUCUCUGCUAGAUUUCCUAACAUGUCACCUGGUGCUGUUGAUUUGUUAGAGAAGAUGCUUAUCUUUGAUCCCCAUAGGCGCAUUACAGUUGAUGAGGCUUUAUGCCACCCAUACUUGGCACCUCUUCAUGACAUCAACGAGGAGCCUGUUUGCCCAAGGCCUUUCAGUUUUGAUUUUGAGCAACCAUCUUUUACUGAAGAAAAUAUCAAGGAGCUCAUCUAUAGAGAAUCUGUUAAAUUCAAUCCAGACCCAAUUCAUUGAGGAUGACGUGUUGUAUAUGCCUGGAAGUGUACGUGCUGGCUCCGGUUUGCUGCCAUAGUAUGUAGGAUUCAUCAUUCUCUUUUGAGAUUAGAAAGAUAUCGACUCAGCUUAGAAUACUCUUAAACAGAAUGAGAGUUUAUUCAACUUCCAUCUCACGUCUCUUGCUGCCUGCAGCACUUAAAUUUGUGAGGAGGAGGUACUAGUUUACUGGUUGUCAAUUGUCCUGCUCAUCAGAAUGAGCUUCAACCUCUAGUUGGAGAAAGCUCUACUUUUGACUGUAGAGAGAUUAGUUAUUUGAGCCAUGACACUGUUAACAGUUCAUUUCAUCUCGAGGAGUGAACUAGAAGUCUGUACACGUGGAGCAUGUAUUCUGUGUAGGGUCAUGUAGGCUUUCUUGGGUACGGAAAUACACGAGGAAUUGCUUUAAUUGUGUUGAUUCUAUGGACUUUACAUACUCUUGUCAUGAAACUGCUUAAAAA
Messenger RNA from Theobroma cacao (cacao), 1888 nucleotides. RefSeq names its product mitogen-activated protein kinase homolog MMK2. Gene Ontology annotation, biological process: protein phosphorylation. Lineage: Eukaryota; Viridiplantae; Streptophyta; Magnoliopsida; Malvales; Malvaceae. Gene Ontology annotation, molecular function: MAP kinase activity; ATP binding. The record is from RefSeq and is a predicted model, not a curated record.